Trypanosoma brucei brucei TREU927 is the source of this 480-nucleotide messenger RNA. RefSeq lists its product as hypothetical. The transcript has a single exon. The record is from RefSeq and is a predicted model, not a curated record. Lineage: Eukaryota; Euglenozoa; Kinetoplastea; Trypanosomatida; Trypanosomatidae. Bases 1 to 480 code for a protein of 159 amino acids.
AUGGUGCAGUUCACAGUUCUGUAUACAAUGCUUAUGUGCCUUUUAAAACGUUGUGUACAAGUGUAUGUAAUGUCUUUGUUAUCUUGCCGUAUCAAAUUUCUGCCUAUUUAUUUAUUUUGUCCCCUUUCCAACUCAGAAGGUAUUAAACAAGCAAAAAUGGCUUCUUGCAGAACUGGGCGGUUACCGAUGCCUGACGACCCACUUUUUAAUCCUAUUCAUAUGGCCAACUUCCGUUCGACGGCGCGCAUUGCCGGUGUGGGACUUCUGGGCGUCAUUUGGAUAAUGUACCAAAAACUUCACCAUUCGCAUCAUUAUAUUACCUACAAGGGGCCGGAAAACCCUUUCGCUCGCAUUCGUCACCGUAGGUUUCCUGGUGGUACUUUCGCCUUCGGGUGGGGUAAUAAUGGAUUGAACCGCGACUGCGGCCUAAAGGAAUGGGAGUGCUGGGCUGGGUACACUGGUAAAGAGUACACUUAUUAG